AACUCAAUUUGGUGUAACGCUAUCUUAAUAACGUAUAAUUUGGUGUUGGUUUCCUUAUGUAGUAGCAGUGAGUGGUUAGAAAUGAAUCUGAAUUAAUAGUACUAUUUUGUGUGAGCCACACCAAAUUCAACCGCCACUUUAAGAUUGGUUCAAUGGCUUCGGUAAUGCUCAGUGGAACUGAAAAGCUAACUCUGAGAACCCUAACCGGAAACGGGUUGGGUUUCACGGCUUCAGAUUUUCAUGGUAAGGCUUUUCCCAGAGUGAGUUUUGUUACUACUAGCAGUGCUAGAAUCCCCAACUCUAGGAGCAUGGUGGUGCCCAAGUGUAGUGUUUCGGCUUCCAGGCCAACGUCGCAGCCCAGGUUCAUUCAGCACAAGAAAGAGGCGUUUUGGUUCUAUAGGUUUCUCUCUAUUGUUUAUGACCAUGUGAUUAACCCUGGCCAUUGGACCGAGGACAUGAGGGAUGAAGCCCUUGAACCCGCUGAUCUCAGUUCCAGGGAUAUGCUUGUUGUUGAUGUUGGUGGUGGCACGGGUUUCACCACUCUGGGAAUUGUCAAGCACGUGAAUGCCAAAAAUGUCACCAUCCUUGACCAGUCACCCCACCAGCUUGCUAAGGCCAAGCAGAAGGAACCACUCAAGGAAUGCAAGAUAAUCGAAGGGGAUGCUGAGGAUCUCCCCUUUCGAACUGAUUAUGCUGAUCGAUAUGUAUCUGCAGGAAGUAUUGAGUAUUGGCCCGAUCCGCAGCGAGGCAUCAAGGAAGCUUACAGAGUUUUGAAACUUGGAGGCAAGGCGUGUCUAAUUGGUCCUGUGUACCCAACAUUUUGGUUGUCUCGUUUCUUUGCAGAUGUUUGGAUGCUCUUUCCCAAGGAGGAGGAGUAUAUUGACUGGUUUCAAAAGGCAGGGUUUAAGGAUGUCCAACUGAAAAGGAUUGGCCCAAAAUGGUAUCGUGGAGUUCGCCGUCAUGGCUUGAUUAUGGGUUGUUCUGUGACCGGUGUUAAACCUGCAUCUGGGGAUUCUCCUUUGCAGCUUGGUCCAAAGGAAGAAGAUGUUGAAAAGCCCGUCAAUCCAUUUGUCUUCUUAAUGCGCUUUCUUUUGGGUGCCUUGGCAGCUACAUGGUUUGUGUUGGUUCCUAUUUACAUGUGGCUCAAAGAUCAAAUUGUUCCCAAAGGUCAGCCAAUCUAAGUAAGAGAUAUUGGUAGUUAAACCUUUUGAUACUUAAUCAACUUCUAGUUCAAAGUUUCAUCCAAUUUACGUGCAACUAAGAAACAUCUAUCAAACGUCAAUUAGUUUAUUAUGGAAUUGAGCUCAAUUUUUA
Molecule: messenger RNA, 1314 nt
Organism: Vigna angularis (adzuki bean)
Lineage: Eukaryota; Viridiplantae; Streptophyta; Magnoliopsida; Fabales; Fabaceae
Product: 2-methyl-6-phytyl-1,4-hydroquinone methyltransferase, chloroplastic
Exons: 4
Coding region: 153-1181 (342 amino acids)
Biological process (GO): methylation
Molecular function (GO): 2-methyl-6-phytyl-1,4-benzoquinone methyltransferase activity
Source: RefSeq, a predicted model, not a curated record